Molecule: messenger RNA, 2314 nt
Organism: Brassica rapa (field mustard)
Lineage: Eukaryota; Viridiplantae; Streptophyta; Magnoliopsida; Brassicales; Brassicaceae
Product: probable methyltransferase PMT2
Cellular component (GO): endosome; trans-Golgi network; cytoplasm
Molecular function (GO): methyltransferase activity
Source: RefSeq, a predicted model, not a curated record
GAUUUUGAUCUGCACUCUUUUCCCCUUCUCUCUCUCUGUUUUAAAAAGGGUAAAUAGAUUUCUCCUCCAUUCACAAACUCGCCAGCUUUAACACACAUCCCACGGCAAAGAAGAUGAUGCUGAAUAUCUCAUAAACUAGGCUUCUCCACAAGCUAUCUAUCUUACACGUUUCAUUCGCACCGACAACAAUCUCAGGAAGUCUUGCAUCUGAUUAACCAAUUGUAGCCAGCAGAUCUCUCCAGAUUCAUUCUAUAUCUAUCAAAAUAAUGGCGAUCAAGUCUGAUAACAAAACAAGAAGCUCCGUUCAGAUCUUAAUCGUCUUCAGCCUCUGCUGCUUCUUCUACAUCCUCGGAGCGUGGCAACGUAGCGGGUUCGGCAAAGGAGACAGCAUAGCCCUCGAGAUGACCAACAGCGCCAGCGCAGCCGACUGCAACAUCGUCCCGAGCCUAAACUUCGAGACUCACCACGCAGGAGAAUCAAGCAUCUCCUCAGCGAAGGUCAAAGCCUUCGAGCCUUGCGCGGCGCGUUACACCGACUACACGCCCUGCCACGACCAGAAGCGCGCGAUGACGUUCCCUAGAGAGAGCAUGAUCUACCGCGAGAGGCAUUGUGUACCCGAGAACGAGAAGCUUCGCUGCCUUGUGCCUGCGCCUAAGGGAUAUGUUACGCCUUUCUCUUGGCCUAAGAGUAGAGAUUAUGUUCCUUAUGCUAACGCGCCGUAUAAGGCCUUGACUGUUGAGAAGGCGAUUCAGAACUGGAUUCAGUAUGAAGGCGAGGUGUUUAGGUUCCCUGGAGGUGGGACUCAGUUCCCUCAGGGCGCUGAUAAGUAUAUUGACCAGCUUGCUUCGGUUAUACCGAUGGAGAAUGGGACUGUUAGGACUGCUUUGGACACUGGUUGUGGGGUUGCGAGUUGGGGAGCGUACUUGUGGAGUAGGAAUGUGCGUGCAAUGUCUUUUGCACCGAGAGAUUCACACGAGGCUCAGGUUCAGUUUGCGUUAGAGAGAGGUGUUCCAGCUGUUAUUGGUGUUCUUGGCUCCAUAAAGUUGCCGUACCCAACACGGGCUUUCGACAUGGCUCACUGCUCAAGGUGUUUGAUUCCAUGGGGAGCUAAUGAUGGGAUGUACUUGAUGGAAGUUGACCGUGUGCUCAGACCCGGCGGCUACUGGAUCCUAUCCGGUCCCCCAAUCAACUGGAAAAUCAACUACAAGGCUUGGCAACGUCCCAGGGAGGAUCUCGAAGAGGAGCAAAGAAAGAUCGAGGAAGCCGCCAAGCUUCUCUGUUGGGAGAAGAAGUACGAACACGGCGAGAUCGCCAUCUGGCAGAAGAGAGUCAACGACGAGGCGUGCCGCUCAAGACAAGACGACCCUAGAGCCAACUUCUGCAAAACCGAUGACGUCGAUGACGUCUGGUACAAGAAAAUGGAGGCGUGCAUUACGCCUUACCCUGAGACAAGCAGCUCGGACGAAGUGGCUGGAGGUGAGCUUCAGGUUUUCCCUGAUAGGCUCAACGCGGUGCCUCCUAGGAUCUCUAGCGGUUCGGUCUCUGGCGUCACGGCUGAUGCUUAUGAGGAUGAUAACAGACAGUGGAAGAAACAUGUGAAGGCUUAUAAGAGAAUCAACGGUUUGCUUGACACGGGGAGGUACCGUAACAUUAUGGAUAUGAACGCAGGGUUUGGUGGGUUUGCUGCUGCUAUCGAAUCGCAGAAGCUUUGGGUUAUGAAUGUUGUCCCGACCAUUGCUGAGAAGAAUAGGCUUGGUGUUGUGUAUGAACGUGGACUCAUUGGAAUCUACCAUGACUGGUGCGAGGCUUUCUCUACGUAUCCAAGGACGUAUGAUUUGAUCCAUGCGAACCACCUCUUUAGUCUUUACAAGAACAAGUGCAAUGCGGAUGACAUUCUCCUGGAGAUGGAUAGGAUUCUCCGUCCAGAAGGAGCGGUUAUAAUCCGGGACGAUGUUGAUACAUUGAUCAAGGUGAAGAGGAUUAUAUCUGGAAUGAGAUGGGACUCGAAGCUGGUUGAUCAUGAGGAUGGUCCUUUAGUUAAUGAGAAGGUUUUGAUUGCUGUGAAGCAGUACUGGGUCACCAACUCCACUGCGUCUCAUUGAAGUAUCUUUACUCAUGGUGUGAGCUGACAUUUUGAUCUUAUGAUAGAGCUUUCGAGCUACACUUCUCGUCUUUGUUACACUUUUCUUAAGUAUUCUCUAUUUAUUAAUGUAAUAGUUUAUAUUUGUUUCCCAAUCCAAAAACUUGGAACUGGUGUAUUAUCAUUGAAUUCUCAACUUUAUCAUCACCGAGUUAUGCUCUAAGAACUUUAAAA